CAAGCAUAGAUCUCAAUAGUGCCUACUUGGGUCAUAGACCACUCUGGGUUGCCGCUGCCACUGCCGCCAUAGUGCCAGCCCCCUGGUUCUCUGCAAGGCCAGGUGAUGCUCCAGAAUGGGAGAUAAGCUGAUUUGGGAGCAAACUGAAUCCAGCUUCAUUCAACAUUACUACCAGUUAUUUGAUAAAGAUAGAACCCAAGUAGGUACAAUUUACAUUGAUGCAUCAUGCCUUAUGUGGGAAGGACAGCAAUUCCAGGGGAAAACUGCCAUUGUGGAGAAGUUGUCUAGCCUUCCGUUCCAGAAAGUCCAGUACAACAUCACAGGACAGGACCAUUAGUCCACAUCAGAUAACUGCAUCAUCAGCCUGGUUGUGGGUGAGCUUAAGGUAGAUGAAGACCCCAUCACCAGGUUCCACCAGAUGUCACUCAUGUUCCUAUUAAAGAAUAUCAGUGAAGCUUGGGUUUGCACCAAUGACAUGUUCAGGCUUGCCCUGCUCAACUUUGGCUGACCUCCUGUCACCCAGGCAUUCACACCAUUUCCUCCUCACUCCUCUUCUCAAUACUAUUCUCACUCCUCCACAUGCUCCAAAUAUCAUACACAAAUGAUCAGGGCCACAAUGGGAGUGCGCACAGUGUGCUGCUGCCACCAAGGUGUUGUGCAUGAUGUUUGGAUGCUAGACUAGUUGCACCUGAUGAGAGAAAUUUGUAUUGUACCAGUGCAUUCCUCAGUAAUACACGUGCAUGCAAGUAACAUCAAAGGUUGUCUUUUAAAAGAAUCUACUGACGAGUUGCUCUAGUAACCCAAAGAAGUGAAGGAGAAAGCAGCUGCCUCAC
Molecule: messenger RNA, 833 nt
Organism: Chlorocebus sabaeus (green monkey)
Lineage: Eukaryota; Metazoa; Chordata; Mammalia; Primates; Cercopithecidae
Source: RefSeq, a predicted model, not a curated record